ACCCAGCCCUUGCGCGGCGAGAGAAUUUUUGAAACGAGGCGAUACCGCCACCGCCGCGCCAAAUCAAAGCCCCCUCUCCUCUUCAGAUUCGUUUCAACGGCCGGCGCCUCCCGCAACCCGUCCAGAUCCAUCCAUCUAUAAUACUUCCGCGAGAAUUCCCUCUCCUCUCCCACCCGCGGACGCACCAAGAUCCAAUCCUCGCGAGCAGAAUCGAUGGCGACGGCGGCGGUGAUGGCUGCUGUACCCUCGUCUUCGCCGGCCGACGCGGCGGAGGCUGUGGUUAUGACGGAGGCGGUGCCUUCUCUCCCGCAACGCCAGCAGCCGGUGUUCGUCGAGGGCAGAGGCGGGAAGCUGCGUGACCACGCCUACAGCCGCAAGCAGAAGUCGCUCGGCCUCCUCUGCUCCAAUUUCGUCGCUCUGUACAACCGCGACGACGUGGAGUCUAUCGGGCUGGACGACGCGGCUAGGAGGCUCGGCGUGGAGAGGCGCCGGAUCUACGACAUCGUCAACGUGCUCGAGAGCGUAGGGAUCCUCGUGAGGAAGGCCAAGAAUCGUUAUUCUUGGAUAGGCUUCGGCGGCGUCCCAAUGGCAUUGCGAGAACUCAAGGAGAGGGCAUUGAGAGAGAAGUCUGGAUUGGCUCCUCUGCCCGUGGAGGAGCCGUCUGCAGCCAUUAUGUCGGAUGACGAAGAUGAAGAUAAGAUGGGUGACGCUGAUGGUGAUACCGAGAGCGAGAAGCUGAGUCAACCAGUUGACAACCCUUCUGACAACAAGCCAGGCGCACCUCGCUGCCGGCUUAGAUCUGACCAUAGGAAGGAGAAGUCGCUUGGGUUGCUCACGCAGAAUUUCGUGAAACUCUUCCUGACCAUGGAGGUUGACACAAUCUCACUUGAUGAAGCUGCAAAGCUGCUACUUGGAGAAGGUCACGCAGAGAACAGUAUGAGAACUAAAGUCCGGAGACUGUAUGACAUUGCUAACGUGCUGUCAUCACUGAAUUUCAUUGAUAAGAUACAACAGGCAGACUCAAGGAAACCUGCAUUCCGGUGGUUGGGCUCAGCGGGGAAACCAAAAGCUGAAAAUGGUGUCACAAUCGCAGUACCUCCACCAGGGAAGACCAUAUCGAACAAGAGAGCAUUUGGGACUGAACUCACUAACAUUGACAUAAACAGAAGCAGACUGGACUCAACAAUCCCAAAGAAAGCAAAGCUGACACUGAGUGGUGGUGAAAUUUUGAAGAACUGCAAAUUGUCAGUGCAGAAACAGCUCGGGCAGGGUAGCAAGGGUGGUUUUGUUUAUGGGCCUUUCCACCCUGCUGGUGCAAGAAAACAAGAGCUUGACAAUGGUAAUAAAGGACACACAGAUAAUGUUCAAAACUGGGAGAGCCUUGCUGCUUCAUUUCGACCACAAUACCAGAACCAAGCAUUGGGCGAUCUUUUUGCUCAUUAUGUGGAAGCCUGGAAAUCGUGGUACUCUGAAUUUGCGCAAGGCAGCAGCAUGAUGCAGCAGCACUUUGGCAUGCCUGUCAUUAACCAGUUUUUGUAGUCAAAUCAUUAAUCUCAAGCACUGUAUUUCUUACCGCGUGCUUGGGAUUUUACCUGUACAAUUUGUCAAGAAAAUGAGGGAACAAAGACAUGACCUAGGCCUAGGAUCCAUUGUAUUUACUCAAUGCAGGAAAUAUCCAGGCUAUUCAGUCCAAAAGAUAAACUCGCCUCAUUGUUAGGCAUGUAACUGUUAAUUCAUCUAGCUAUAAGCUUUCCUUACGUUUGUGCAUUCUAAA
This is a messenger RNA of Oryza sativa Japonica Group (Japanese rice), 1774 nucleotides long. Its product is annotated as E2F transcription factor-like E2FE. The record is from RefSeq and is a predicted model, not a curated record. Gene Ontology annotation, cellular component: RNA polymerase II transcription regulator complex. Gene Ontology annotation, biological process: regulation of transcription by RNA polymerase II. Lineage: Eukaryota; Viridiplantae; Streptophyta; Magnoliopsida; Poales; Poaceae. Gene Ontology annotation, molecular function: DNA-binding transcription factor activity, RNA polymerase II-specific; RNA polymerase II cis-regulatory region sequence-specific DNA binding.